This is a messenger RNA of Sinocyclocheilus rhinocerous, 3088 nucleotides long. RefSeq names its product fibronectin type III domain-containing protein 7-like. Gene Ontology annotation, molecular function: protein binding. The transcript is spliced from 14 exons. Bases 82 to 2532 code for a protein of 816 amino acids. The record is from RefSeq and is a predicted model, not a curated record. Lineage: Eukaryota; Metazoa; Chordata; Actinopteri; Cypriniformes; Cyprinidae.
CAUUACCCUGCAGAAAUAGAGAGUCAAAUCAGAAGAAGGAAGUGUGCCCUAAAGGCAGCUGAUCAGCACCAAAUUUGAGUCAUGGAGGCGAAAUAUUUACAUCUUUCUAAUAUCAUCUUUUUGAUUAUUACCGUGCCACAGAUAUGCAAAGCACAAAAUGACAUCACGUUAUCCGUGUUCACCGUCACCUCCAAAAGUAUGACGGUCCGUUGGAGCGGACAUACCGGCCCGAGCUCGUACAAAAUCACCGCCACGCCGAAAAACUCCCCAGAGCUGUCGGUUUUCGCGCAGUUCAGCGGCAGCACGGUGAUGGGCUCCGUUAACUCGUUGUUACCGAACACUGUGUACAGGAUGCGGGUCGAAGCCAUGGACAGCGCGGUGAACGUGCUCAGCAGCGCCGAAACGGAGGAGACGACAGCUCCUAAGGUUCCCCUCAUUUACCAGGCUUACUCCAAACACAGUGACAGCAUCACAGUGGAGUUCGGUGUGGUGUCUGGUGCCACCAGCUACAUCAUCCGGGCAGAGAACGAGGAUGGGUUCUUCUCUGAAAGCCUGGUGGACACUUCCCCCGGGACAGUGGUCGGUCUGCUGCCUUACACCCAAUUCACACUCAGCGUGAUGUCCGUCAACACUGGGGGAAGGAGUCAGCCUUCCCUACCCGUGAACGCUAGGACAGUGUUGGUUGCCCCAGAUCUGCUUUCCAGCUCCCCCAGCAGUGACACCAUUGUGAUAGAGUGGGAUCCAGUGGACCAUGCUGUGCUAUACAGCCUGGUCAUGACCAUGGUGGGUUCAGACAUGCGGGUCAGACUAAACACGACUCAGACCAACGUGACCUUCACUGACCUUCAGCCUGGCACCACCUACAGCAUCGAGGGCAAUGCCUGGGAUCCUGAUGGUAACCAAGGAGAUGACAUCACCAUCUACCAAAUCACACGUCCUCCUGUCCCGGGACCUGUGCAGGUUCUGUUGACGCUGAGUCGCUCUAUCGAACUGUCGGUGUAUUGGCAGACAGUCCGUGGUGCCAACGAAUAUAUUGCUGUGAGCUCAAUGGGCCAGAACUGCAGCUCAUCGUUAGACGCCUACUGCAUAAUCAGUCCCCUCAGCUGCAGCCAGAACCACACCAUCACCGUCACAGCGGAGAACGAGGCCGGACCCAGUGACCCUUCUGCUCCACAGGACCUUCUAACCUUCCCAUGUCCUCCUGAGCUGGUGUGGAUUGAGGAGCCGACUACAGGGAACUGUUCUGUCUCGUGGUCUGAGGUUCAGUGGGUGGAUUACUAUAUCGCCUAUGUGAAGAGAGAUGACGGCUUAGAGACAAACUGCAACACCACUGGCACAACCUGCUACUUCCAGUGCAUAUGUGGAUACACAUACCUCUUGACAGUAUUCGCUUACAACCUGGCAGGGUCCAGUCCACCGGGUCAAACAGUCAACUAUACUACAAUCCCCUGCUGUCCAGAGGAUUUGUCCGUGUCCCUGAUUUCCACAGAGACUUUAGAGAUCUCGUGGUCUCCAGUUCGAGGAGCUGAGUUAUAUGAGACGAUCGCUGCAGACGGAAGCGAAUGGAUCCACUGCAACGACACGGCUCCUGUGUGCGCGCUCUCUGAUCUCACCUGCGACAGCCUGUACAGCGUGGUGGUGCGGCCCUGCAGUGAGACACAAGGAUGCAAUAACACCUGUAGUGCACAUACACGGCGGACAGCUCCCUGUGCCCCUGUGAUCCUCAACGUGACUCAGGUGAACUCUUCCAUAGUGGAGGUAUUCUGGAUGGCUUCAAACGCUGAGGCUAACUACACUGUGAUCGCCAUGGGUCUCACCGACACGCUCACCUGCUCAUCCAGCAGCACUUCCUGUUACAUCAGUGUGUCCUGCGGAUCCACAUAUGAGGUCAGCGCCUACGCCACAACCACAGCAGGACAGAGUCUUCCCAGCUACUCCAUUCCCUUGGAAACAGGACCCUGUUGUCCAGAAACUCUGAGUGUUGAACAGGUGACCCAGUCUAUGACGAACAUCACCUGGUCGACUGCCAUAGGGGCGCAGUCUUAUGUCACUUCUUUGACAUCCCCCAGAGGUCACGCCAGAUGUCACACCAUGGACACCCACUGCCUGCUGGGAUGCAUCACAUGUGGCACCAGCUACAAUGUGUCGCUGGAGGCCUUCAGCAUUACUGGACAUAAAUCAGAAUGCAGUUACCAUGGCUUCUCUGCUAGCGCGUGUUGUCCAUCCAGCAUGAGACUCUACAGGAUGGAUAACAGCACUCUUCGGGUGUACUGGCGCUCUUCUCCCGGCCUGUACAACUACACAGCCGACCUGUAUGGCACCAGAUCCAACUACACCUGCAGUGCGACUCAUGGGGCUAAUGGAUGUGACAUCUCCAAGAUCCUGUGUGGGGAAGUGUACACCGUCAUGGUCGCUCCCUUAACACAGGAGGGUUCAAAGGUCACAUACUGCCCCAGAAAACUCUACUCAGUCUCCUGUUCUGGAAACACCGUGGGAAUGGUGAUCUAUCGAGGCCGAAGAAGUGUGGCCUAAAACCUUAUUUCAAAGGGCACAGAUGAAAGAAGAUGGAGCUCUGACGUCAUCAACAGAGACAACAGGCCAUUCUCUUCUCACUGCUUUCAUCUCGCCACAUUUAUAUACUGUUUUCCAGCAAUACCUAUAACAAUUGUCUCAAUAAAAAUGUAUGUGUAUCUUUAAGAUCUUUAAAACGUGAAAGCAAAAUAUAUAUUUUUCAAUCAAAUUGUUAACCAUUCCUAAAUGUGUGAUAUUUUAUACAUUCAUUUCCUUUGUAUUAGGAAGUUUGCAUUCAUACAUUAAUUGGCUCAUAUUCAAAGCAUGUCAUGAAGCCCAAAUGUUUACAUGUCCAAAAAGUAAGUAAUAUCAUAAUGAAAAGAAAAAUGUCUAUGUUAAUGUAGCAUAAUGACUUGAACAACACUAAGCAUUUGUAGGAAGUCCCCUAAGCAGCAAGCCUCCAAAUGAGUGGACCAGUGUGUUUUAUACAGGGCAGGGCGGACCUCUUCGGAACUAGGAUGAGAAAUCUGAACUGUUCAGUGUCCGCCCCAGGUCAUAUGUGUCCUUUGGGCAAAAA